Amoebophrya sp. A25 is the source of this 9293-nucleotide messenger RNA. The record is from the annotation of a GenBank genome assembly. Lineage: Eukaryota; Dinophyceae; Syndiniales; Amoebophryaceae.
CAACUAGUUGCCAAAAUAAAGAAAUGCUCGUUUAUUCAUCCUUCACAAGCAUGGGUUUGGGGCCAUAUUAUUGACAUAGUCGCAUGGGACACUCACACAUGCAUGGCAAAAUUGCCGAAAAACAGAUAUCGAUACGCCGAAAAUACUGAUCAUACGCAACGAAAAAACCCUCCUCCUCCCCUUACAUAAAAACACAUUAAAUCCGCACGGCACCAUUAUGAGAACCAUGAAAUUCAUUUUUUCAAGCAAAACUACGCGCGAAAAUCAUUAUCCAUAGGGCAUCAAGAUCAUGAGUAAAGCCACAAGAAAAACAAAAGGAAUUCGUUGACGCACCAGAGUUCCUCCAUCGGUGAAGUGACUUCAGCGAUCCUGUCGUACCCUCAGGAGAAGUACAACGUGUGUUCUGAUCUCAUCGAGUGACAUUGUUGCAGUUGUCUCGUCAUCUUGGAAAGAACAAUAGCAAACCAGUACAUCAAAAGAGACGAGCUGAUAUAUCUAUGACCGCAAAUCGACGUUCUCCGAGAUCUGAGCAGCUCGUAGAUGCAUCAGUGACUUAUGAUAUCAAGUGCAAGGCGAGUGUACUAGGAUGUGACUUCUUUUACCUUUCCUUCACGACGCUUUCUACAAGUUGAGAGUGCAGUUUCCUUAUUAAGUCAGGACUAUAAUAAUAAUAUUGUUCCUGAAUUGCAGUACUUCUCCCUCUAUAAUUACAGCCAUUAGUUUUACUAGCUUCCUUGGCUAGUCAACCAAUCUUCCUUCCAAGAAACUACAUACACGAGCAACAAGAUGUCUUCGUCAGGGGUGAAUUUCCCCAAGGAUGGGGAGCAGCGGCCGACGACAGCUGUAAAUCAAGGCGCUUUUGCAAAAUGUGUAGAGACGGCAAGCCCACAACUAGCGCAAGAGGUUCGCAGCGUUAAGAACUGGCGCAGUGGCUAUGCUGCUCAUGUGCUGAAGUUAUGACGGGAUUGCGAUCAUGAGUGAUCAACACGGAGAUGGGCGAAGGCCUUUUUAGUAAGUGCGAGUCGCAGUCAGUUCGUGUUUCUGGCUCCUGCCGCUGCCAGACUGUGUCACGAAGAUAGAAGAUGCAAGGUAUUGUCUUGAUUCAUAGGAGGAGAACUUUUCUUCUUCAAUUGAUAACGAGCGACUUCUUCUAGUUCUUCUAGAGCUGAUCUCUUCUAACACGCCAAGUCGAAUUGGCCUGCAAGAGCGAGGAGAAUGCUUUGAGUAUCGCGCAAGAUGGUCUGGCGUUCAUGCACAAAACCAUGGUUUUCGAGCGAGAUGGGGCAGAAGUGUCAGUCACCGAUGCAAUGGCAGGUGGAAACAAAAAAUUCAUGGACAUUAUGAUCCGUCAGUUGGAAUUAUAAGUAGAGGAGUCUCCAGAGUCUCCACGGUCUUUCGCGCCUCAACGGAGGUCCUCGUAAGAGAGAAAGCGACUGUAUCGAGGACGCCUACAAGUAUCAACUUGUCAUUUUCCUUACUACCUUCCAGUACUGUGUGUGCAAGUACAAGUGGAAGGCUUUUUUAGCGCAAGAAAGAUGUCAAGGUGGUUCUUGAGGAAGCACAACAAGCUACAAAAAUGAAAUUCCUCAUCCUCUCUAAUCUCAGCAAAAUUUUUCACACUGGUGUGGUGAAGGGCACUGGAAUCUUACCCAAAGGAAACGGUCUGCAGGUACCCUAUAAAGGGGGAGUCCUCUCUGGGGCGCCGCUCGUCUCUCAGAUCGAAACAUGGGUACGCAGAGGCGUCAUCGAGCUUAGCACCGGACAAGCACUUAUUAACGUAUCUUUACAUGUUUAAGAAUUAAGAUAAAGAUUCCUAUUUAAAAGUAUCUCGACUAUCUUGUUUAUCUCUACCUUUAUUUAAGAUGGUAGUUCUGCCCAGUACCUAUACUAGUAUAAUCGUGGCGCAUCGAUCCUGCACUUGCAUCUAUCUCUAUUUUUCUUAAGCCUGCACGCCAUCACCAACCGCAACGAGAAUCUGAACUCUUUCCAGGUCGUCCAAAACGAGUCCUGGUCGGAUUUGACUGACCAAACGGUGGUAUUAGUCGGUGCGGGCUCCGCCAUGGGUCCUUUCCCACUCUUGAUGGCUAUGGGGUGCAACGUGGUCGCCCUUGAUCUGCCACGUAAAGGCAUCUGGGAUCGCCUCAUCAGCAUAGCAAAGGACUCUCCUGGUAUACACCUACAGAAGUAAGUUAGCAGGUUCUAGCCCGGAGAACAAGGGCAUCUGUUACUAUUAUUACAGGAGCAAUUGGGCUGGGUGCAUAGGGCGAGAAGCUAGGCAUUUGGCAGUACUGCCGCUGCUCCUACUUGAGAAGUUGACAGAUUUACUGCCCAGGGCAGUCUUCGCGAGACUCUUAGAUAUAGGCCACGCUUGGCGCCCGAAGAUCCUGAAAACGGGAAGGAAGGCCUAAACCCUGAAAACGAUCACGAAGCUCCGCCGGUUUCAGAAAAAAGCUCCAAAACCUUCCGGGGGGCGGGGCUUGUGGCGCAAGAAGUUCGAAGGAGGCCACCGAGAUUCCGCCAAGAAAACGGGGGCCGCCCUGCUGGCAAAAAGCGCGCGGCUUUCAGUGUCUGCGGCUUCUUUUUUGGGCUGGGUGGGGCCUCUUGGGUUUCAUCUCCAGGGCCUUCAGGGUCAGGGCCUUGCUGCGUUCUGUGAAUUUUUUAGGUCGCUUAGGACUGGCGCAGCUUGCUUGGUGGGCUUGGUGGCUCGUGUGAAAAUGGCGGCGGCUGGAUGCAGGUGAAACUCCAGAAAGCUAAGCCAGGAGAAUAACGCCGCCCGGACGAUGCUGGGGGUGAUUUCGCAAAAGUCGGACACUCUGGCGCGCCGCCGCCAGCUCCCGCUGUGAUCCAGCAUAGGCGCAGGCUUGCGCCUUUGAUUUUGUCCGCGGGCAUGGAUGGGAUGGCGGGCAGGGGUAGGAGCCACCGCUGCGGGAUUAGUGAGCAGCACAGACGGCAAAGCGCGCAGCGAGCGGCGCGGCACCUGUGAAAUCGAAAGGGGCACAAAGAUGGGGGAUGAAGGCUGUGCAAAUUUGGAGGCGGCUGCACGCGCGCAGGGUUUGCCGUGGCCGGAAAAACUGCGCGCGUCUCUUCAGGACGAAGGAAGGGCCCCCCGCAGCCCAGCUGGCGCAGCUUCGCCUCUCGGGCGCUCGAGAAAUUUUCAAGCAAGCUGGGCGCCUCUGUUUCAUCUGGUGGGGGUUUUUGAGUGGUGCCCAGCGAGUAGCUUCCGCGGCUGUUUGUCAUUGUCAGGCAGCUGCUGCGCUGGGCGGUGCUUUUCGAACUCGCGCGGCCCAGUCUCGAAAGUGUUGCGUGAAGGCUUUGGCCUUUACUCUUGGCGUUUCUUUGUCACUUGUUGCGGGGGGGCGGUUUUGUUUGCGCUCCUCGGUUCUUCCGCAAGGGUGUCGGGGGUUUCUCUUAUUGCGUUUGUUUUGAAGGGGAGCCCAUUAUUCUGACCUUUGAAGGCUUUCAUCACUUGGAAUGUGAAUAUCGGGCCUGGAACUGGGGGAAGUAUCAGAGUCAACUACUUGCUCACGCGCCACGCUUAAUCGGUCCAUCCAAUAAAUUAUUCAUCAACGACAGGCACCAUCACUUUCCCUAUGUCUCGCGCGAGUACAAAGGAGAGCGAGUUUGCGGAGUUAGCUGGUUGUGAUUUGCUUGCCCAAACGCCUGAAAUCCGAAACUGGCUUCUCGAUGUCCGUCCCGGUGAAAGACUUUUGGUCGGUGCCUAUGCCUACCUUGACGGCCCGCUCUUCGUCCGUGUCAGCGUAGCGAUGUUACGGCUUUGCCAAUGAUAUACUUUAUAAGUCAUGAGAAUACCGGAAUGCUCUUGAUCUUGUUAGACACUCUUUUCUACUUCUCCUUUGUUUUCCUUUGUAAAAGAGCCGGAACCUCAGCCUGAGUACGUUUCUAACUCCCGACGCCAUCAUCGAAUCGCUGAUGACCUUGCGCAAGGGUCCCAAGAUCGCAAUUGCCUAUCUCUGCACGCCGACCGACGCGCAUGUGAGUUCGGCCGCUGCCCAUGCGCAAGCCUCGAAUGAGGCACGGAAAGCCCCUAUGUGGCAAAAGCUGUAUGGCGCGAUUGCGGGCAUGGCGUGUCCCAAACGUCGCUUAGCGUCGAACAGUCGAAAACCAGUAGUAGCAGACGAUGGAACAGAAUACUUCGUCACAUUAUGUCGAGACGUCUUUACAUCAACAUAGCAUAGAAUAUACUUGUUGCAUAAUGCCAGAUAGGAUCAACAUGCUUGUCGUGCUCUUUAGUUUAGCAUGUGUGUAAUUUGCUAAGUAUCAGCUGAGAGCAAGAGCAAUACUUGCGUGUCACCGUCAUCGCUAACUAAGUAUUCUUCAUCUGUUGCAGUUUCUUGUUGAAGAAAAUGAAAAUUGAAGUUCCUCUAACUGACGAUGCCACAGUGGUGGAACAGGGACCCAACUACAUUCUGGCUAAGCGCUUGCAGCACUGGCGCGCAGUCUUUGCACGCUCUCAGGGACACCUAGUGUUAAGGCUCGAUACAAUUCAUUUGUUUUCCAAGAGUAACUUAAACUUUCUUCGCUUUCCACCUUCUUAGGAUCAUUCUGAAGAAACGGAAAUGAAGACAAGAAAUUAUGAAUUGCUUUGAUGAGCUCUAAAAGUGAGCACAAAUAUCGCGCCUGCAACUGCUACAGCUUCUGUUGUAUCGAACAAAUUGUUCGCGCUCGCAUACGAAGGACAGCCGUACUUCACGCCGAUUGAGGUACGAAGGUUUACAACUUACUAGUAAGUAGUUCUAGAUCUAGUUGUACUAAGUAGUUUGAUUUACAACAACUUAGACUAGCAGUUCUAGAUCCAGUACUAGUUGUGCUAGUCUGAUCUUCAUUCUCUUUCUCCGCUUGACUUUCAAAAGGAAAAGUACUAAUCUGAGAAGCCAGAACAAUGUGGAGUUGCCAAGACCUCGAUCAAAAAUUUUUUCUCUGCUUGUAGCAUGCAUGCCAAAAUUAUUUACAUUUGAAACACGGCCUUACAAACUGCCACAGGUCUUCGAGGGACCGACAUCGAACGCGGUCAUGGCUGCCUUAUUGGUCAACGAUUUGCGAAACCCCCUUUCUGUUAUGCUCUGUCCCCUUAACUUCUAUUUAGUAGUGUUUUCAAAGUCCACCUACUUUGUCCCGUGUUUGACGCAAAUCGUCAUUGAGCAAAGUACUUUUCUAAUUCCCUCGCCAACCCCGAUCGCAAACUUCGCAACCCUAUGGAGCUGUUCAGUGAGUAUGGAUGAUGUUUUUUCCAUCUUUCAGACCUUCGAGGCUGCUCCUUUUCCCCUUAAAACUGUACUAUAAGUUAAGGGGGGCCUCGAUGGUCUGCCCAGAUGGAAUAGACGCCAUCUAUAGUGCGAACUCGUUCCAUGGUGGUGCUUGGCGAUGUGCCUACAAAUACAAUGCGAUUGGGCUGCCCAGUAUUGCGGCAGGCCUCGUAGUUAAGGCUCUCGUCACUAAUGGAUGCAUCUUUGAUGACUGCAAGUAUCCUUGGAGAAAAGCACGAGGGGAACAUAGUUCAUUGUCGGGGAAUACUCGUCUCCCAUACUUUACUUCAAGAAGGAUGUCGCACGAGAAAGUUCUAAUGUAGGAAAAUACGGAUUGAAGUACUAUCUGGUGCUCUACAACGCGGUCCAGACAAUCGGGUGGAGUGUUAUUCUAGCAAAGGUCGUCGAGGCGGUUAUCAGGGGCGGGUAUACUGGUUUUUCCUCUUGAACUACAACUCGACUUCAUGAACUAUACUAGGGUUAGUAGAAGUUGUACACCUCCUUCUAUCUAUUUUAUUGAUUGAUGUUCCUUCAUUUGGUCCUACUUUGUAGCUUUCUUGGUGUGGUUCUUUUUGUGAGGUCUAGGUCAUAGUUGGGCACAAGAUUGUUGAUGUAAUGAGAUUGGUAAGAGGGAGCGCUAUAUUUUUAUCGACGUCCACAGAAUUGUUUUUACUGACCGGUACUGCAGCAAAUACAUAGUCGAGGAAAUGUCUUCUCUAAAUUGUCUCUAUAAGUGACAUCAAUCACAAUCAGUUUCGCUGGUCUUGCUUCGUCCUGGGUGUCGGCUGGUCCUCUGGUUGUGACGAUGCACUACGUCAUGCUAUUGGAGAUUCUACAUAGUGUACUUGGCCUCGUCCGCUCCAAUCCGGUUACUGCUGCUAUUAAGGCUCCUAAUAAUGAGAUGGACCGAAAGGCAUCUUGUUCAACUUGCUCAACAUCAUUCUUGGUCUUGGAGCUGGUCUCCUUUUCCAGUAGGGUCUCCUCUUCAAAGUAGUUGUAGAAGGAAAGACUACUUUUGAAGAGUUGCUAGUAGAAGACGAGGACUCUUUUGAUGACGUUCUAGACGGCUGCGGUUAUAGCGCGGUUAGAGUGUGCGAGAGUCCACCCCGGUCCCUCCAUCUUCGCACCCUUUGCCAUCAUUCCUGGAGCUGGUCUCCUUUUCCAGUCCUUUUCCACUGACUCUCGUCGAAGAAGAUGCGACGCGAUAGCUCUAAUGGCAUCCAAGUCUACUCUCGUCUCCAAGUCUGCAUUAUCCUAAAAUACAGUGGAAACAAUCCAGCGUUGCUGACGGGCGUUAUGCUUCUUUAUGACACGGUGAUGUCGUCUAUGUCUAGCUCUAGGUAGAUAAACAUUUCAAUUUCGGAGGUGCACAAACAUAAUAUCUAGAAGCAGAAAAAGUGCAGAUCUUGUUCCUAUCAGAAGCGUCGCCCUAGGUGGUGCCGCGAUAGCAUUAGUUCUUGUACCUCGUCUCUGUGAUCACGCACAUGUGCUGCAUUUUCAUCUCUCAUCUUCCUCUGUAGUUUUGUUACGAUUACUAGAGUAAUCUCCACCUCCUAACACAUACUCUUUCUUCCUCUGUAGUUUUCCCCUUUCAUACUCUUGCAUGGAGCAUCACGGAAGCGAUUCGCCACGCCUACCUCGCGAGCAACCUCCUGCAGCUACCAUCCUAUCUUCUCAAGUUACGAAAGCAUCAGCUAGAAAUUCCACACUUGGGGGAGCCGAGCCUUUCCUGAUCUUUCCUAAAGGACGAGAUCGUCCGUCGUAGAGAGCAACAUCUUUGGCACAACAUAUUUAUCUUUACAAGAACAUAUGUUUAGACCUAGUCGUGGUCGUGGUAGUGCUAGUGCACCAAGAGCUACAACGAACGACCCUUAGCCCUCGUGCACCUAGGAGUGCUAGUCCUAGUACUUCUAACCACGACCCCUCCUCCUCCUCUAAUCUGUUGGUGCCGAUAUUCGUUCUUCUUUGUCCUGUAUCCGAUGGGCGUCUCUGGAGAGUUAGGGAGUUUGGCAGCGAGCUGGCAAGAUGUGCAGGAAUGGCCUUUGGAUCGCAAUAGCUUCGACACAUGGCUCAUCAACUGCGCUAAGAUUAUGGCGAGUUAGAUUCAUUCACGACAUCUAGGACAGAUUCAGACUGGUGUAGUACAUCUAGAACAGAUUCAGAUUCAAGCACUGAAUUCUCUGCUUUAAAGGUCAUUUUUGACUGCUUGAGUCUUCAUUUUAUCACUGGAUAAUUAAGCAAGCAGCAGUGAGCAGUUGUUUAUUUAGUGUCUUUGUCUUUCUUUAGGAAGUGGUAGUACUAGCAUGGGUAGAAGAGGAUAAAAAGUACUCAAGCUAGAGGCGGCAAGCAUGAAGAAAUCACAGUCGGUCGCGUCUCCAUCUUCAAGAAGGAAGAUGUAAAAAAACUACCAGAUACAGAUUCUCAACACGACUGAAGAUACAGAUUCUCAAUUAUACCUCAAGAAUAGGUCGUACAUGAAUCAAUCAAAACCUUCGCACCAUGCAUUGACUCUGCUCUAAGGAGACCAUCAUCGGCGUGAGUGGCAACAGCAUGUUUUUGCUGUACGCGAUCUACGCGCCAGGACUCGCCUUCCUCUAUACGCAUAUGAUUUCUUACGGCGAUUCUGACUGGCUAUUAAUUAAUAUAGUACUUUGAUCUUGUAGUGGUUGGUUCCUCACUGAAGACUACUUAUUAGUAACUAUUUGUUUUUGGAGUGCCCCUCACAAGGCUAUUAGUCUAAGUUCAUUCCUGUAGUGGUUGUUUGUUGCUUUUAGUGGCAUGUUGAGCGACAUAGAUACUGGCAUAUUCAGUGGUGGGGAGAAAAGGAGUUGUCGUAGUUUUUUUGCUGACUCUGAGUACGUAGGUAAUUCUGUGACGCCGGGAACGGUUACAUCUUCUUAUUUCAACGUUCAGACCGCAUAGUGAAAAACUAGUUUUACAGCGUGGCUGCCAUACUCUAGUGCCUGUGAGAUUCUGUUCUCCGGAAGAGUCAGAUUUGGAUAGUAUCUUCACUCUCUAAAAUCCGCAGCGAGGAAAAGCGCUUGGUGGUGGCGCCUCAGCGAAGAAGAGCAAGACUGCGUGAGAGAACUCAAGGUAUGUGGGGCCUAGAAUUUCUGCAAUGGGGAAAUCGGGGGCGGUAGAAAUUACAAGCAAAGUAAUACUUUCCGUUAGAGAUGUAGAUGUACCGCUACUUCUAGGUACUAAAUACCAUGUCACUCGAUGAACUACUUAUCUCUGUGUAUCAUAUACAUAUCAUUUUUAUCCUCAUGUGCUGCGAACACGACGAGUAGAGAAACGAAUACAUAGUGCUUAUCGGGACUUCCCAUUAUUUUGCACACACUGAAAAUCCCCUCCCAGCUGCCUCUUAGUAUAGUAUGAUAUCCAUUCCAAGUUAUUUGCAGACAAUGGAGGUUUCUUCUCACCUCGUGACAGUCGAAUCACGACAACAACUGGUCCGAGUACAAGUAAAUAAAGGAUAUCUAGGAGAUCUUUUGUUCAACAUUCAUUUAAGACCCGUCAUGUCGUGAUCGACUCACUUUCUAACUGAGUACUUCUACCUACAAACGACAAUAUAUGAACAUCACAGGUUCCAUAGUGGGUAAAGAACAUCAGGCUUAGUACUACUCGAAAUAUAUAAAUUUAAAAUUUACAUUUACUCCAACACGUUCCUAUAUUGACAUUAAGAGACACUAUCAAUCUAACGCAUGAAGAAUAAACAUCAUGAUGCUUUUGCGCACAUCAUGCUUUCCAUAGUAGAUUCGAAUAUAGAGCACGCUUCUUUGUUGAAAUAUAAUCCUAGUACUCUAUGAAGAGGAACAACAUGGUACUGGAUGGAGACACUCAGUAAUGCUGUAUUGUGCCAGUAAAGGCGAUUUCGAAGAAGCCCUAUACUAUAGAUGACCACUACGGGACUUCACGAAGCAGUGGGGCCUCAGCGAUGAAGUAGAAGGAAUGACAAUGCUCCUUUCUCAAGCUCGGCAAGCUUUGACUGCUCGAUGGAGGAGUUAUCUUGGUGGUGUUUGUUUGUUC